CUCGGCCCCCUCCCGCCGGGUCAGCCCCGAAGAGUCGCCGGUGGCCGCGGCAGACGGAAGCUGAACGAGUGCCUCGGCGGCUGCAGGAUGGGGGACUCCAAAGUGAAAGUGGCAGUGCGGAUACGACCCAUGAACCGGCGAGAGAUUGACUUGCAUACCAAAUGUGUGGUGGAUGUCGAUGCAAACAAGGUUAUUCUUAAUCCUGUAAAUACGAAUCUUUCCAAAGGGGAUGCCCGGGGCCAGCCGAAGGUGUUUGCUUAUGAUCAUUGUUUCUGGUCUAUGGAUGAAUCUGUCAAAGAAAAGUAUGCAGGUCAAGAUAUUGUUUUCAAGUGCCUUGGGGAGAAUAUCCUGCAGAAUGCUUUUGAUGGCUACAAUGCAUGUAUCUUUGCCUAUGGACAGACUGGAUCUGGAAAAUCUUACACCAUGAUGGGCACAGCUGACCAACCUGGAUUAAUUCCAAGACUUUGCAGUGGACUCUUUGAACGAACUCAGAAAGAGGAAAAUGAAGAACAGAGUUUUAAAGUAGAAGUGUCCUACAUGGAAAUUUAUAAUGAAAAAGUUCGAGACCUCCUUGAUCCCAAAGGAAGCCGUCAGACGUUGAAAGUCAGAGAGCAUAGUGUGUUGGGACCUUAUGUCGACGGACUUUCUAAACUGGCUGUCACAAGCUACAAGGAUAUUGAGUCGUUGAUGUCUGAGGGUAACAAAUCUCGCACAGUUGCUGCAACCAACAUGAACGAGGAGAGUAGCCGAUCUCAUGCAGUUUUCAAAAUCACCCUCACACAUACUCUCUAUGAUGUGAAGUCUGGGACAUCUGGCGAGAAAGUGGGCAAACUGAGCCUGGUGGAUUUAGCUGGCAGUGAACGAGCAACGAAGACAGGCGCUGCAGGGGACAGGCUGAAGGAAGGGAGCAACAUUAACAAGUCCCUCACAACCCUCGGUCUGGUUAUCUCAGCUCUUGCAGAUCAGAGUGCUGGCAAAAACAAGAAUAAAUUUGUUCCGUAUCGUGACUCAGUUCUCACUUGGCUGCUCAAAGACAGCCUUGGGGGUAAUAGCAAGACCGCCAUGGUGGCUACUGUGAGUCCUGCAGCUGAUAACUAUGAUGAAACCCUCUCAACUCUGCGGUAUGCAGAUCGAGCCAAGCACAUUGUUAACCACGCUGUGGUGAACGAGGACCCUAAUGCCCGAAUUAUCCGGGAUCUCCGGGAAGAAGUUGAGAAACUCCGGGAGCAGCUGACCAAAGCAGAGGCAAUGAAAUCUCCAGAGCUAAAGGACCGGCUGGAAGAAUCUGAGAAGCUAAUCCAGGAAAUGACUGUGACCUGGGAGGAGAAAUUAAGGAAAACAGAGGAGAUUGCACAGGAACGACAGAAACAGCUUGAGAGUCUUGGAAUAUCUCUUCAGUCUUCGGGAAUCAAAGUUGGGGAUGAUAAAUGCUUCCUUGUGAAUCUGAAUGCUGACCCAGCUCUGAAUGAGCUUCUGGUGUACUAUUUAAAGGAACAUACGUUGAUAGGGUCAGCAAAUUCCCAAGAUAUCCAACUGUGCGGCAUGGGAAUUCUUCCUGAACACUGUAUUAUAGACAUCACGUCAGAAGGCCAGGUUAUGCUGACUCCUCAGAAGAACACCAGGACAUUUGUAAAUGGGUCAUCUGUCUCCAGUCCAAUACAGCUACACCAUGGGGACAGGAUAUUAUGGGGAAACAACCAUUUCUUCAGACUCAAUUUGCCUAAAAAGAAAAAGAAAGCAGAACGAGAGGAUGAGGACCAGGAUCCCUCCAUGAAGAACGAGAACAGUUCUGAGCAGCUGGAUGUAGAUGGAGACUCCUCCAGCGAGGUGUCCAGUGAAAUUAACUUUAAUUACGAAUAUGCACAGAUGGAGGUCACCAUGAAGGCCCUGGGCAACAAUGAUCCGAUGCAGUCCAUAUUAAACAGCCUAGAACAACAGCAUGAAGAAGAAAAACGAUCUGCACUGGAGCGCCAGAGGCUUAUGUAUGAGCACGAAUUGGAGCAGCUCCGGAGAAGGCUGUCGCCUGAGAAGCAGAACUGCCGGAGCAUGGACAGGUUUUCUUUCCACUCACCCAGUGCUCAGCAACGCUUAAGACAGUGGGCUGAGGAGAGAGAAGCAACGUUGAAUAACAGCCUGAUGAGGCUGAGGGAACAAAUUGUUAAGGCCAAUCUGUUGGUGAGAGAAGCUAAUUACAUUGCUGAGGAGCUGGAUAAAAGAACAGAAUACAAAGUUACCCUACAGAUUCCAGCCUCCAGCCUGGAUGCCAACAGGAAGCGAGGCUCUCUUCUUAGUGAGCCUGCAAUCCAGGUGAGAAGAAAAGGAAAAGGAAAGCAGAUUUGGUCUUUGGAAAAACUGGACAACAGGCUGUUGGAUAUGAGAGACCUUUAUCAGGAGUGGAAAGAGUGUGAAGAAGAUAACCCAGUAAUACGAUCGUACUUCAAACGUGCUGAUCCAUUCUAUGAUGAGCAGGAAAAUCACAGUCUCAUUGGGGUGGCCAAUGUCUUCCUCGAGUCCCUUUUCUAUGAUGUGAAGUUACAAUACGCGGUUCCCAUCAUCAACCAGAAAGGAGAGGUGGCAGGUCGGCUGCACGUGGAGGUGAUGCGAAUCAGUGGUGAUGUUGGGGAAAGGAUCGCAGGAGGCGACGAGGUGGCAGAGGUCUCCUUUGAGAAGGAGACCCAGGAGAACAAACUGGUGUGCAUGGUUAAAAUCCUCCAAGCUACUGGGUUGCCACAGCAUCUAUCCCACUUUGUGUUCUGCAAAUACAGCUUCUGGGAUCAACAGGAGCCGGUGAUUGUCGCUCCUGAAGUGGACACCUCCUCCUCUUCCGUCAGCAAGGAGCCGCACUGCAUGGUCGUCUUUGAUCAUUGCAAUGAGUUUUCUGUUAACAUCACCGAAGACUUUAUCGAGCAUCUUUCCGAAGGAGCAUUGGCAAUUGAAGUAUAUGGACAUAAAAUAAACGAUCCCCGGAAAAACCCCGCCCUGUGGGAUUUGGGAAUCAUCCAAGCAAAGACACGUAGUCUUCGGGACAGAUGGAGUGAAGUGACCAGGAAAUUGGAAUUCUGGGUUCAAAUCUUGGAACAGAAUGAGAAUGGUGAAUACUGCCCUGUAGAAGUGAUUUCUGCAAAGGAUGUCCCAACAGGAGGAAUCUUCCAGCUCCGGCAGGGGCAGUCCCGGAGAGUUCACGUCGAAGUGAAGUCGGUGCAGGAAUCUGGGACUUUACCACUGAUGGAAGAAUGUAUACUGUCUGUUGGCAUUGGAUGUGUCAAAGUUAGACCGCUCAGAGCCCCCAGAACACAUGAGACCUUCCAUGAGGAAGAGGAAGACAUGGACAGCUACCAGGAUCGAGAUUUAGAGAGACUUCGUAGAAAAUGGCUAAACGCAUUAACAAAACGUCAGGAGUACUUGGAUCAACAAUUGCAAAAGCUUGUCAGUAAAUGUGAUAAAACAGAGGAUGAUGCUGACCGCGAAGCGCAGCUUCUGGAGAUGCGGCUGACCCUAACUGAGGAGAGGAACGCGGUGAUGGUCCCCUCUGCUGGCAGUGGUAUUCCAGGGGCCCCAGCAGAAUGGACCCCAGUACCUGGGAUGGAGACACACAUUCCUGUUAUAUUCCUGGACUUAAAUGCUGAUGAUUUCAGCUCUCAGGAUAAUCUUGAUGACCCAGAAGCUGGUGGAUGGGAUGCGACCUUGACUGGGGAAGAAGAAGAGGAGUUCUUUGAAUUGCAGAUUGUGAAGCAGCAUGAUGGGGAGGCGAAAGCAGAAGCCUCCUGGGACUCCGCGGUGCACAGCUGCCCUCAGCUCAGCAAGGGCACGCCUGCAGACGAGCGGUUGUUCCUGAUCGUGCGUGUGACGGUCCAGCUCAGCCACCCUGCUGACAUGCAACUGGUGUUACGCAAGAGAAUCUGUGUCAAUGUUCACGGCCGGCAGGGUUUUGCACAGAGUCUCCUAAAAAAGAUGUCUCAUCGAAGUUCUAUUCCUGGCUGUGGAGUGACUUUUGAAAUUGUCUCCAAUAUUCCAGAGGAUGCCCAGGGAGUGGAGGAACGGGAAGCAUUAGCAAGAAUGGCAGCCAAUGUUGAAAACCCAGCUUCUGCUGACUCGGAGGCUUAUAUUGAAAAGUACCUCAGGAGCGUGCUGGCUGUAGAAAACCUCCUGACUUUGGAUCGUCUGCGCCAGGAAGUUGCGGUGAAGGAACAGUUAACAGGAAAAGGGAAGUUGAGCAGGAGGAGUAUCAGUUCUCCAAAUGUGAACAGAGUGAGUGUGUGGAACCAAGCUCUGUGCUGUGCCUGGGACUUCUCUCCUCUCCUCUUUUCUUGGUUGUCUGGAAGCCGACAAGAUCUCAUUCCAUCAUACAGUCUAGGCAGCAACAAGGGCCGGUGGGAAAGUCAGCAGGAUGUAUCCCAAACCACAGUUUCCAGAGGAAUAGCUCCUGCCCCCACCCUCUCUGUUUCUCCCCAAAAUAACCAUUCUCCAGAUCCAGGACUCAGUAACCUUGCAGCAUCCUACUUGAAUCCCGUCAAAUCCUUCGUGCCGCAGAUGCCAAAGCUCCUCAAGUCUCUCUUUCCCGUCCGCGAUGAGAAGAGGGGCAAGCGACCGUCUCUCCUUGCACACCAGCCCGUGCCCCGCAUCAUGGUGCAGUCAGCCGGCCCGGACGUCAGGGUGACCAGGAUGCAGGAGGCUCAGCCAGAGAUGGGCCCUGACGUGCUGGUGCAGACGAUGGGGGCCCCGGCCUUGAAGAUCUGCGACAAACCCACCAAAGUGCCUUCCCCGCCGCCUGUCAUAGCUGUCACAGCGGUCACCCCGGCUCCGGAGGCACAGGACGGGCCCCCCAGCCCCCUGAGUGAAGCCUCUAGUGGGUACUUCUCCCACAGCGUCUCCACCGCGACCCUGUCGGACACCCUGGGCCCCGGCCUGGACGCUGCGGCCCCGCCCGGGUCCAUGCCCACCGCCCCUGAGGCCGAGCUCGAGGCGCCCAUCAGUCACCUCCCGCCGCCCACGGCCGUCCCCGCCGAGGAGCCCCCUGGCCCCCAGCAGCUCGUGAGCCCCAGCCAGGAGCGCCCCGACCUCGAGGCCCCGGCGCCCGGCUCCCCCUUCCGCGUCCGGAGGGUGCGGGCCUCGGAGUUGCGCUCCUUCUCGCGCAUGCUGGCCGGGGACCCCGGCUGCUUCCCGGGGGCCGAGGGGGAUGCGCCGGCCGCGGGCGCCGGGGGACAGGCCCUGGCCUCUGAUUCCGAGGAAGCUGACGAGGUCCCGGAGUGGCUCCGAGAGGGCGAGUUCGUCACCGUGGGUGCCCACAAAACGGGCGUGGUGAGAUACGUGGGGCCCGCCGACUUCCAGGAGGGCACGUGGGUCGGUGUGGAGCUCGACCUGCCCUCAGGUAAGAAUGACGGUUCCAUCGGCGGGAAGCAGUACUUCAGGUGUAACCCUGGCUACGGGCUGCUGGUCAGGCCCAGCCGGGUCCGCAGGGCCACGGGCCCCGUGCGGCGGCGCAGCACAGGACUCCGGUUGGGUGCCCCCGAGGCCCGCCGGAGCGCCACCCUCUCAGGCUCCGCCACCAACCUGGCCUCGCUGACAGCUGCCCUGGCCAAGGCCGACAGGAGCCACAAGAACCCUGAGAACCGGAAAUCCUGGGCCAGCUGAGCCGCUGCCUUAGGGCGAACUCUUCUGGGGGUGCCCGGCCCCUUUUGAGCCCUGCCAGUGACAGCCCUGGGGAGCCAGGAGCCCGGUGGCCCCUUCCCCAGGGGCAGGGCAGUGAAUGCUUUUUGCACGACACAGGGCUGGUGACCUCCCUGGGCCUCUGGAAGCUUUGUUUCUUCUGUACCCGGGUAAAGUGGGGGCCUCAGCUGUGCCUCCUCAGGUGGAUGGAAGGUUCUGGGUGCCCGCAGGGGCUGGGGGAUGCUAGGACUGAGGCCCUGUGGUGCAGCACCUGGUCAUCUUGCUGUGCGCCUGUGCCUGUGCCUGUGCCUGUGCCUGGGGCCUUAUGUUGCUCUUUCUAUCAUUUCCAUUCUGGUGGCCCCACUAAUGUCUUAACCUAAACCAUAAUUGUAACCAGUGCCUUUCCUCCCCACUGGAGGGCAAGCCCCCCACCCACCCAGGAUGUCCUGGCUCACUCCACAAGCCCCCCAGCCUCCCACCCUGGUCCCAGGUUCCCGCAAGUGCCUCUGGGGGACCCUGCAGCCUCCCACCCUGGUCCCAGGUUCCACAAGUGCCUCUGGAGGGCCCUAGGCUCUGGCAGAUGGUCCUGGUGCCCUGGACGCGGGCCGAGGGCCUGAGCCCCCCCAUCCCUCCUCUGCCAGCGUUUCUUAGCGGUUUCUCUGUGGGUGUCUUGGCAUCUUUACACCUGGAAAGCCUCUUAUGUUUGCCGUUUAUUCCCUUCACAGAAGGCUUGGAAUGUAUUUAUUUAUAUUUAUUUUUUCAAAAUCCGAAAUCAUUUGCGAGCCGCAAUCGUCGUCUGCCUGUGCAUGGGGGCCCAGGGCCUGCCUUGCACGUUGCAGCCUCUCUGGCCAUUGCAGAGCUGCUGGCCUCCUGCCCAGGUAGAGGGUCCUGGGGACGGCAGAGGAUAAAGCCCCCUCCUCACAUCCCUCUGUUGCGGAUCCAUAGUGGCCUUACUGUUAACUUGGAUGAGAGCAAAAACCUGGGAGAGUGAUGUGCUUCUGUAGUCGGUGACAAAGGAAGAGGCAUUGCUACUUUAUUUGGUGCACUUUUGGUUUCUAGGAAGGUCUUUGGGUCAUUUUAACUUCUUGGCAAUUCCCAGACUCUGAGAGUGUGGGGCUGGGGCCUGGCGGCUGGGCUGGUGCAGGGAGUGUGCUGGUUUGUCUCCAGACCCUCACAGCAGCCACGCCCCCAGGCCCACCCCUGCAUGGUGCGGGCGGGACAGCCGGAAGCUUCCGGGGUGGCCUCCACCUCCUUGCUGGGGCACUUCUGCUCCUGGAGCCUUUGGUGCCAGGUUUGUGGGAUGGGGGUUAGCGUCUAUGUGUGGAAGGCCACCAAUCUAGGGACAGGAGUCCUGGGUCAAGAUUCACACAGCCACUCUUGGAGCUAGUUCUCACAUGUAGACAACACCUGGGAAGCGCUACAGAAGGCUCUGGUUCUCUAGGGAGUUGAAGCCUCCAACGGAGUAGUCUCCAUGGUGGGCCUGUCCCAGCCCUGGCUGCGAGGACAGGUUGUCUUUCUCUCCCCAGGUGGCGAGGGACAUGAAGGCCAAGGCCGGGCUGGCAGAGGGCCCGGCUCCAGGGCUCUCCCUGCCCUUAGGCAGUUUUGAGGGAACCCUGUGGCACCUGUCCCUGGAUGAAAAGCUGUCACCUCUGCCUUGCCCUUUAACUCAACCCGCUUCCCAGCACAGCGGCUUUCUUUUUAAAACCUGUUUCACUGAGAAGUUUGUUUUUGGGUCCGCUGGUGUCACUGUGGCCUGGGUGAGAGGCCAGCACUGCUGUUACCCUGAGGGGGAACGCCUGGGCCGCGUAGUGGGGACGCUCUGGGAAUGUUGGCGGACGGGCAGUGUGGGUGGGACCUGGCACUUUGUGGUGGCUGAGCCAUCCACCCAGCAGCGGCCUCCUGUAGCGCCGUCUGGGGAGAGUCCUGGGGGACGUGUGUUGUGCUUUUUACCAUCGGUUUGACUUACAGUGGAGUAGAACGAGCCAGAGUUCCUGACUUGAGCAGGUGGAUUUGGGCCCAGGCCCUGUUCACUCUUGCUUCUCGGUGCAGACUAAUGUCAGCUCGUGGCUGGGAAAGAGGGAUGUGCAGUGAUGUGGUCACUAAGGCAAUGAGCUCCACCGGCCCUGGGCCAGCACUUGGCAGGCAGGAGGUGCGGUCUCGAGAGUGGCGGGCCAGGGUGGGCUGGGCUCCGUCUUCUAUCUUCUUUUCUUGCCUCCCUGACCAGCAGACUCACCUCCCAAGAACGCCUGUCCGCCCGCCCGCCUUAGGACUCCCGAUGCGCUCCUGGAAGGCCCCAGGAGUGGCACCCUAGUGUGGGUCGGCCUGCAGAUGGCACCCAAGGCCGGGAAGGGCAGUAACUACACACACGGCGCUGUCAGACAUGGGGGUGGGGGAUGCUUCUGGGGGCCCUGCCUCCCCAUUGUGUGCCCAGAACAUCCCUGGCCCCACCCUGCCACUUCGCUCAGGCCCUUAUGAAGGACUGAGGCUCCAGGGUGAGAAGGCUCACUUCUGCCCCGGGCACUGCGUCCGGCAGCAGAGGGGACAGGGGGCAGGUUUGUGACUGGGUUCCUGGGUACCCAGGCCUGACCAGAGGGAGCGGGAGGGCAGAGGUGAGGAGGGGGAAGGCGUUUCUGGGCCCAGCAAGGUUCAACAAGAGAACGUAGCUGGGAAUGUGACUGCUGGAGCCUGAGAGGUGGAGGAGUUCAGAUCCCCCGUUACUUCCUAGCAUUUUCUCCUCUUGCCUUAAAAGUUCCCUGUAUAUGUGAAACAGGAAGUCCUGAGUGUUUGUUGGUGGCUGUGCGCACGCACACAAGAUGGGAGUCACCCUGUGCUUCCUGCCCAAGAUACUGACCCAUUGAACCGCAAAGCAUCUUUCUCUCCGCAAAGUCCGUGGUGCCUUCCUGGUGGGCUGCAGACACUAAUGGUGUUGGGGGGUCUUGGAACAGCUUCUCUAUGUGUGGAUUCGUGUAAAUGCGAAGAGUUCACACGUAAAGAAGUGACUUUGAUUCCGUGAUUAUAUUGAUUUGGUACACAGUAAAUGGGAGUUAAAAAAAUCUAAAGACUCUAAUGACUUGUAAAGACUCUAAUGAUUUGUAUCAUGUAAUGAACUAAACCACCUGUAAUUUUGUACCAUGUAUGUCUUUCCAUCAAAUGACCAACAGCUUCUCAAUAAAACCAGACGAUUUCUCACCUGCA
Molecule: messenger RNA, 8841 nt
Organism: Symphalangus syndactylus (siamang)
Lineage: Eukaryota; Metazoa; Chordata; Mammalia; Primates; Hylobatidae
Gene: KIF13B
Product: kinesin family member 13B
Biological process (GO): microtubule-based movement
Molecular function (GO): ATP binding; microtubule motor activity; microtubule binding
Source: RefSeq, a predicted model, not a curated record